AUGACAAAUUUGCAGGCUUUUGCAAACUGUGUCAGCAUCACAUCAGUCAUUUUCGAACCAUGUCAGGAAGAUUGCCAGGGGUUAACCCCUGGCAAAAUGUAUGUGUUCAAGCAUUUUGAGAAAAAUGGUGAAUUCUUCUGCUUUGCCGGACAACUAAAUCAAGCUGUUAUGGGCAUGUUCAAUCUAUAUAGAGCUUCUCAAGUGCUAUUUCAAGAAGAGAAUAUUCUUGAGGAUGCGAAGAGUUUCUCGAGCAAAUAUUUAACAAAGAAGCGUGUUGCUAAUGAGCUCUUAGAUAAAUGGAUCAUAACCAAAGAUUUAUCUGGCGAGGUGGGUUAUGCUCUAGAUGUGCCAUGGUAUGCUAGCUUACCGAGAUUGGAGACAAGAUUUUACCUUGAACAAUAUGGUGGCGAAAAUGAUGUUUGGAUUGGUAAGACCCUUUACAGGAUGCCGUACGUGAACAAUGAUGUUUAUCUUGAGCUUGCAAAGUUAGAUUACAACUAUUGUCAAGCAAUGCAUUAUGAUGAAUGGGAAGAAAUCCAAAGUGGCAAAGGUGGUUCUCAAUGGCACGAUGAAGGAAACAAAUCCAAAAGAGAAGCUGAAUUACUUGUGGAAAUCAUAAAUUUAACCGCGGGAAAUUGGACAAAAGAUGUACAUCUCAAUCCAGAGUACAAUAAACUACUUGAUGUCACAAACAUAAUCUGCACUGGCCUCCGUAAUUUCCAAAGCAUUAGGUUAAUAAUGAAUACUAGUUUUAUGCUUAGAAGUGCAUGUUUGGACCGACAAUCAGUUUUCAGAGUCAUAGUUUGCGACCGUAGAUUUGGCCAAAAUUAUAUUUUGGAACUUUAACAAAAUCAAUGUGUUACCAUGAUUUUGCCAAACUCGCUGUAAUUACAAAAAUGCACUAAGAUUCAGAAAGAUAC
Molecule: messenger RNA, 920 nt
Organism: Medicago truncatula (barrel medic)
Lineage: Eukaryota; Viridiplantae; Streptophyta; Magnoliopsida; Fabales; Fabaceae
Product: ent-copalyl diphosphate synthase, chloroplastic
Exons: 5
Coding region: 1-846 (281 amino acids)
Biological process (GO): gibberellin biosynthetic process
Cellular component (GO): chloroplast
Molecular function (GO): magnesium ion binding; terpene synthase activity
Source: RefSeq, a predicted model, not a curated record